GUGUGGCAGGCAAUGAUAGUCAAUCACAGACUCGCAACCAAUCCGCACUUCGGAUUUCCUGGUCCGCAGAAGCCGGACGGUACGGUAGAAAACAGGGUUGGCUAAGACGACAGAGCGUGGUGUAGGAUAGUAAUAUUUUAUUUGUAAUAAAUAGAUACAAAAAUAAACUAGAAAAGUGAUUAAUUUAUUAUCGAAAAGGUGCUGCCUAGAAUUGACAAGUAGUAAUUCGUCGCUUGCAGUAUCUGUGAUGUCUGCGACGGCCGGCGGUGUCUCACCAGCCCCUCAGGGCUCGGCUCUCAGUGGUCCCGGUUCGGGAAUGUCAAUGUUCCGAUGGUUGGAGGUCCUGGAGAAGGAGUUUGACAAGGCUUUUGUGGAUGUGGAUCUGCUCCUCGGAGAGAUCGACCCCGAUCAGGCUGACAUCACCUAUGAGGGCCGUCAGAAAAUGACCACUCUGAGUUCCUGCUUCGCUCAGCUGUGCCACAAGGCUCAGACCAUCUUCCAGUUAAACCACAAACUGGAGGCGCAGCUGGUGGAUCUGAAAUCAGAACUGACUGACGUGCAAGCCGAGAAGGCAGUGAUUGAAAAGGAAGUCCAUGACCAACUGCUGCAGCUGCACGCUAUCCAGCUCCAACUACAUUCCAAGACAGGACAGAAUGUGGAUUCAGGCUCCAUCAAAGCCAAACUGUCUGUCCCUUCAGUGGAGGACAUGGAGAAGGAGCUGGAGGCAAACAAGAAGGAAAAGGUGAAGGAGGCGAAGUUGGAGGCGGAGGUGAGGCUGCAGAAGAAGGAGAAUGAAGCUCUGCGGAGACACAUCGCCGUCCUGCAGGCAGAAGUCUACGGAGCACGAUUAGCUGCUAAGUACCUGGAUAAAGAGCUGGCUGGAAGGGUGCAGCAGAUCCAGCUGCUGGGGCGAGAUAUGAAGGGCCCUGCUCAUGACAAACUGUGGAAUCAGCUGGAGGCGGAAAUCCAUCUUCACCGGCACAAGACUGUCAUCAGGGCUUGUCGGGGACGCAAUGAUCCAAAGAAGCCCUUGCCUUCUCCCACUGGACAUGACACAGAAACAUUAAAGAAGACUCAAGGUGUGGGACCCAUACGAAAGGUUUUGCUGUCUAAAGAAGAUCAUGAAGGACUUGGCAUUUCAAUCACUGGAGGUAAGGAACAUGGAGUGCCCAUCUUGAUAUCCGAGAUCCACCCUACGCAGCCUGCAGAGCGGUGUGGAGGCCUGCAUGUGGGCGACGCCAUCCUGGCAGUUAAUGGCAUCAACCUGAGAGACGCCAAGCACAAAGAAGCUGUUACUAUUUUGUCCCAGCAGAGAGGCGAGAUUGAGUUCGAGGUUGUCUACGUGGCUCCGGAGGUGGACUCGGACGAUGAGAACGUGGAAUAUGAGGACGACAGCGGGCAUCGCUACCGGUUGUACCUUGACGAGCUGGAGGAGACCUCCGCAGCAAAACGCAGCAGCAGCUCUGGGGAUACUGGGUCAUUGCAAGCCCUGGAGAAGAAAUCUGUGAGUGAAGGUGUGGAGAAUGGAGACCUAGGGAUAUCAAAUGAAACCGCGUCAGAGGAAACUGGACCCAAGACUGCCGAGUCUGCUGACAGUUCUUCAUAGGCUGCCGGUGAAAGAAGACAGGGGAUGAAAGACUUUGUAUAUGUGUUAAAUAAUGAGAGUUUUGUAUUUUAAGAGAAUGGACUGCGUUGGAGACAAUGGGAAGAUGCAUGAGAAUAAAAGAAGGAGAAUGGCGUUGCACUGGUUACUGUUGCAAUACAUUCUAAACAAUACUAAAAGCAUGUUACCAUUCCUGUUUGAGCAGUAAUAAGCCACAGAGAAAAGAGAAGUUGCCAUAUUACUGGAGUGUUCAGAUGCAGGUCCCGCAAAUGAUGCAGGAGAUUAAUUGAUGGGUUAAAGGGGAGGGGUAUGGGGUUGGCCUAGAGUGAUAUUACUUUUUAUUGUCUGGAGCAUCUGUAAGCUGUUACUGAGCUAGUGGGGACUGCGUCAUGGGCUAAACUACUAUUUAACUCUUUAUUCCUGGCUUGUAAAGGAGAUUUACUGAGCUCUUCUGAAGGUUAAAUUAAAUUUCUAUUCCUUCACUGCAAGUUACUGCAAAGUAUUGGUUAACAGACCUCUGCAAUGCAGCUACAUUUUAACAUGGUGUUGGGUCAGUGAAUGUCUUAUUUAUUCAUAUGCCCAUUUGUUUAAUGACCAAAUACUUGGUGAAUCAGGUUUGCUUGUCUUUACUCCACUUUUCUAAUGUUGAACUUUACAUCUGAUAAAGGUGUGAAACAGUUCCGUGCCAUUUCAUAGUGUAAUAAAACAGAAUAGCUAUCUGUCCCUGCUCAUCAGGCAUUUUCAGGGUUUCAAUGUAAAUUAACUGUUAUAGGGAUUAUUUGUAGAUGUACUUGAAAAAUAAGUAUUUUUUCUCUUUAUACACCUUGAUCCAUCAAUUUAAAACCCAGGCUUUAUAUAUUAAAAUAAAUACUAUAAAUAUAAAUAAUAUAUGAAAUAAAACUCCCUAGCACAAAAAUGCAUGUCCCACUAUUGAUCCUGUUACAAAUGAAUGAGGCAGUAAUCAGUCUCCUAUUGAGGUGCCUUAGACUUGGUGUAGCUGGACAGGAGAACAGAAAAAUAGAGAACAGUGGUCAUGUACCGACUAUCCAUGGAAUAAAAGAAGUGGAAAAAGGCACACAACAGUCUGACAAAAGUAUUGCACAGUGGACUUUACAUACACUACACCUACUAAAUUGACUGCUUUGAAUAUUUUCUAACAGUAGUUUUACAUUUUGCAUGCCUUCAAGGUUGCUAAAGAUGGCAGGUAUUUUUUUUUUAAUUCUGAAGUAUUUGUAAUACGUAGUGUUGCUACUCAUGUCUUUAAUUUAGUUAUUUGUGUCAUAACAUUUUUAUUCUAUUCAUACAAGAAUUUUGAACAUAUAUUGUAAAUAAAAGGAAGGUGUGUGAACCAUCAGUUUUUUUUCUCCUGUCUCCCAGCAGUCUUACCUGGAUAUGUAUUACAUGUCUGUUGCAGUAUACUUUGAUGUGGAAUUCUUUUGGAAACCUUCACCUGUCCUCUGAGCUAAAAGAGGUGACAUGGAAAUGUGCAGUAUUGUGUUGAAUACCUUGUACAGUACUUGGAUGGAAAUAAUGUAAGAGUAAGGAAGCACAUUGUAAUUAUUUGCAUUGCUGUAUCAUAAUAAUGUGAAAAAGUGCAAUGUAUUUAUGACUGUCAAUUUUGCAUCAUUAUUAUACCUUUGAAAGGCUUUUUUAAAGCAUUCUAUUUUUUUUACCAUUACUGCUAUAUUUUUGUGUGGAUGUAAUGAAAUGUCCUAACUGUGCUUCCGCCACCUUUCAUUUUGAAUACAGGUAUGUUAUUCCUUUGCCAUUGGUGUUUUCAGUCUUCUUUAAAAGAUAAAUUGAGGCCUUUUUCUUCCAGUGUAUUCUGUUUCUCCUGCAGCCUACUGCCUACUGGGGAAGUUUUUGUUUUUUAUUUCUGGCCUCUAACCAAAGAUGACCAAUAUCCAGGGCUUGCACUGGUCACACUGGAUUUCAGUUGCAGGGUCACAAGGUGAAAGUCUGUACCAAGGAGACAGGCAGGAAGGAAGACAAGCAUUUCACUUUGAAAGCUUUAACAUAUAAUGAGCGUUAAAAGCCAAAAUGCAGCACACGACCUGUAACUCUUCUAAGUUACAAUCAAACACAGGCAUUUUACUUAGCAGCAAUAAACAGAUGAUUUAUUGUCUUUACACCAACACUGAGGAAGUAAUGUGAUGUAACAUUAUACGGUAGAUAUACACAAAACACUUUCUGCCUGUUUGCUUCAAAUCUGGUGUGUAUAACUUUUUUUAAUUUGCUACUGAUUACUGUAUUUCUGUGGGUUUAGAACGUUUUUUGUUGUUGAUCUCUGCAGUAUUGCAGUCUCUUUCCCUUCUACAUACCGGGUUCUUUUAGUUUUGUUGAAUAAAAGUGAAAAAUAGUACAGUGUGUUCAUUUAAAUGAGGGAGGCUUUUGCAGUUGUCCCUUAGUCUUAUGUCUCUUCUAUAUCUGACUUUUUGUAAUGGCUUUCCAUGUAUUUUUUCCUGUGGUGAAAACCUUUUGCUUUGCAUUUAAUGCUAUAAAAUCAACCCACCUUGAUCAUUCAAGGCUUGCCAUAUUUCCCUUUGUGCUUGUGAUGCAAGUUAACUGCCAUUGCAGUUAAUGAUUGCAUUUGUGUAUUCAUAUUUAUCCAGUGUUACUUUAUGGAACAAAAUCUGAUUUAAGCAUGCUUAUUUUUGCAGAAUGUUUUUUUUUAAUCCAUGGCUGGAUUUUUUUUUCCAUAUAAUAAAAUAGCAUUUUGUUCCAGACCCCAAGAAGACCAGUUUUAAUGUAUCAUAUGUCUUAAUUACACUUCAGUGGUACAUGUGUAACAUGUCUAAUAUUUGAAUAAAUGGAAAUUUAUCUUGCUCAGAUGGA
This is a messenger RNA of Lepisosteus oculatus (spotted gar), 4438 nucleotides long. RefSeq names its product golgi-associated PDZ and coiled-coil motif containing (gene gopc). Gene Ontology annotation, molecular function: transmembrane transporter binding. Gene Ontology annotation, cellular component: trans-Golgi network transport vesicle; Golgi apparatus; membrane. The record is from RefSeq and is a predicted model, not a curated record. NCBI's taxonomy places the organism in Eukaryota, Metazoa, Chordata, Actinopteri, Semionotiformes, Lepisosteidae. Gene Ontology annotation, biological process: negative regulation of protein localization to cell surface.